Molecule: messenger RNA, 1136 nt
Organism: Lactuca virosa
Lineage: Eukaryota; Viridiplantae; Streptophyta; Magnoliopsida; Asterales; Asteraceae
Source: the annotation of a GenBank genome assembly
UGAAGUAUCUUACAGAUAUUACUAUAAAUUUUGUGUUAUGGUUGUUCAUAUUUUUUUUAUUGAAGCCGGAAAGUGUGGACAAUUGCUGUAAAAAUCUUGAUCAUGGAUUGUUUGAAUCAUAAUUUAGUUGCUCUCGAUACGGUUUAUGUUUUAAAUAAACAUGCAAUUCAAAUGUUUGUUGUUAAAUUCUUGUCAUUGUGGAAUGUUAUAUUCAGGUUUAUUUUUACGAAAAUAAAAUCAAUUGAAGUAAAAUGAACUUUUGGUGAAUUUCUUUGUUAUCUUUUUUUCUUUUCUUUUCUUUUUUUUGGGAAAUUUUGUCCUAUUAUUUGUCACAUCAACUUUGCCAUGAUUUUUAAAGGAAUAAAUGUAUAUCACAUUAUUUUAAUUACCAAUGGCCAUUUGUGUAUUUUUCAAUAAAAAUAGAUUGUAUGUUGAUGUUGAAUUAAAACGUCAAAAUAUUUUUUAUGACUACUUGUUUAACUAGUUACUGUGUUUUCAUUGAAUUUAUUUAUUAAUAUAAACUUUUAUUGGAAUAAUUACUGUUUGAGGAUUGUUUUUUAUUAUUCCUAGAUAGAAUGAGGGUUUAGAUUGUAAAUAAUGGAGUUAGUUAGCUGAUAGUAAGUGGUAAUCUGUUAUAUUGUAAUGUUCUAGCUUCAUAUUUCAAUUAAUGGAACAUCUUUACAAUUUUCUCUGAUAAUCCUAACUUCUCCAUGAACAACACUGCUGGAAGUAAUGACUCUUCUCAAAUAAAUUUGAUCAAUAAUCAAUAUCAACAACUAAGUGGUCAGUUUCAACAAUUAAUGUCUAUGAUGAAUGCUGUAAAGAAUGGAGGUAAUUCUGUUGACAAGAAUGGAGUUACAGAUUCUCAAGACAUUGGAAAUUCUUCUAGCACCAAUUUUGCUGGGCCCUUCUAUGAAGAGGCCUCUGGUUCUUGGUAGAUAUCAAUCUGGUCUUUACAUCUUCAAGUCAAGAUCUCAAGGAAAUAAUAGCACUGCUUUGUCUGUUACUUCUGAUUCAAAACAUUCUAAUUCCUAUAUGUUCUUUGUUCAGUCUCUUUGUAAUGUUGUGUCUAGUGAUGAUGUUGUUUCAUUAUGACACAAACGUCUUGGUCAUUUACCAUUGUACAAACUUAAAAG